AGAGAUGCCAAUUUCAACACUUCUCUCUGCUGUUCUCCCGCCAUGCCAUUUGCUAGCUUACUCGACUCUGCUAGGAACCGAGCUGUAUCAGACUUUUGUAAUGACAAAAGUUGCACACCGGGCUCUAGCUAGACCAUCAUUUGUAAACUUGCAAAAGCGUGUCUUUACAAUCUAUUUCAAGACAUAGUCACUGCUUUUGUUAGUCGUCGCAGUGACAUCGCCGCCCUAUGGACCAGCUUCGUUGUUCAGAGGAGCGCGCAACUGGAUGCCGUUCGCAAUUGCUGGGGUAACUGCGGGAUUGAACCUGAUAUUGUGUGGGCCACAAACUAAGAGAUUGAUGAUUGAGAGGGUGCAUCAAGCAACUCACGAGGCAAAUGUGCGGCUUGACCCAGGUGUAAAGAGAAAGGAAAUGGAAGUUCUGAAUAAGGCGUUUUCCAGAGCCCAUGCGAUGAGCAUUCAUUUGAAUCUCGUGACGAUUGGUGCGACACUGUGGUGGGGCUGGCAGCUGGUGUCGAAACUGCAAUUCUAAGCACGCUGAGUGCUUCCAUGAGCUGAAUUGCAACAAGAGCUAUU
This is a messenger RNA of Exserohilum turcica Et28A, 573 nucleotides long. RefSeq lists its product as uncharacterized. The transcript is spliced from 2 exons. The record is from RefSeq and is a predicted model, not a curated record. Lineage: Eukaryota; Fungi; Ascomycota; Dothideomycetes; Pleosporales; Pleosporaceae. The coding region runs from base 266 to 529 and encodes 87 amino acids.